UAUACAUAUUCCUCCAACUUUCCAAAUUUCAUAUAGAGAAAAUUUAGCCACAAAGCUAACUCAUCGGAGAAAGAAACAAUGAAGCUCACUAUGCCGGAGGCACCGAAAGACCACCAACCGACCGGCCGAAUCUUCGUAACAUUAUCGGAGAUUCUCGCGUUACUUACAAAGCAAGCUAGCCGCUUAAAAGGAAAAGCGAAAGCAACGAUGAUCAGAGACGGCGAAUGGAGGAUCGAUCUCAAGGCGCCGAAGUCGGUAUUAUUGAAACUCGGGAAGAAGAAGACCACGAAGAAGAAGCAGCCGGAGGAAGAAUGGAGAAACGGCGCAAUUUGGCAGAAGGAGAUAUUGAUGGGAGGAAAAUGCGAGCCGUUGGAUUUUUCCGGCGUUAUUUAUUAUGAUAUUAACGGUAAACAGACGACGGAGUUUUCUCUCCGGUCACCACGCGCUAGUCCUUCGCCGGAUUAUGUCACGCGCCGGUGAUAUUUGAUAUGCACGUGAUGUGUUGUUGGUGUCACGUGUGUUUUAUUUUUAGUGUUUUUGCUGUUAUUGUUUGAUUCGUAGUAUCCACUAAUUAAACAUGGCUGUAACUUAUGUAUCUAAUUUUGGAUUUGAGAAAAGUAAAUUUUUGA
Molecule: messenger RNA, 629 nt
Organism: Vicia villosa (hairy vetch)
Lineage: Eukaryota; Viridiplantae; Streptophyta; Magnoliopsida; Fabales; Fabaceae
Exons: 1
Coding region: 79-480 (133 amino acids)
Source: RefSeq, a predicted model, not a curated record